Messenger RNA from Hippocampus zosterae (dwarf seahorse), 2332 nucleotides. Its product is annotated as major histocompatibility complex class I-related gene protein-like. Bases 304 to 1458 code for a protein of 384 amino acids. The record is from RefSeq and is a predicted model, not a curated record. Gene Ontology annotation, cellular component: external side of plasma membrane. Gene Ontology annotation, biological process: immune response. The transcript has 8 exons. NCBI's taxonomy places the organism in Eukaryota, Metazoa, Chordata, Actinopteri, Syngnathiformes, Syngnathidae.
ACGUGAUUUCCCCAAUAGUGCGAAGUGCUUGCUUCUGGUCUUGACGGUUCCCAGCCACUGGGAAUGAAAGCGUCGCUGUUUCUGCACAGCCUGCAAAAACACGCGCUGGUUUUCAUCUCUUCUUACGCGGACACCACUGAAUUUGAACCGCAAAACAAAUCGACGCAAUUUGAACUUGGAAAAGGAGUCGCAGGAACCCGACUUGAAGCAAGGGACGUCAUCGCCAGGUUGACUUGUCAUCAUCGGAUGAGGCGGGCAUUUUAUUUUAGUUUGCUGUGGUUGGACUGAAGAAAGGAGCAGAAAAUGUCGAAGAUGAUUAUUUUAUUCGGGCUGUUUGCGGUGGCUGCGCAGUUCCAAGUUGUGAGGCCCGUGACCCACUCGUACAAGUAUUUUAAGACUGCGUAUUCUCCGACUCCAAACAAGGUCGACUAUUGGGCGGUUUAUUAUCUUGACGACGUUCAGAUCCUUCACUACCACAGCAAGAGCGGGACGCUUGAAGUCACACAGGAGUGGAUGAACAAAGUCAGACUCGACGAUCCUCACUUCUGGGAGAGCGUGAGAGACAGGGCUAAGCGUAACCAGGAGGCCAAUAAAGUCAAUUUGGCAAGGAUGAGAGAGCGCUUCAACCAUACUGGAGGUCUUCACAUGCGCCAGAAGAUAUCUGGCUGCGAUUGGGACGAAGAGGCUGACAAGGUUUACGGAUCAACUCACAUCAGUUACAACGGAGAAGACUACCUGACCUUUGACCUGCAGACGCUGACAUGGACCGCCGUCCAACCGCGAGCUUUCCCCACCAAACUGGCGUGGGAUCGAUCGGACGCCUAUCGUCAAUACAAGCAGUAUUACCACAUGGAGAUUUGUCCUUCUUUGCUGCAGAUGUUUUUGAGACAUGGGAGGGACUUUGUGAUGAGAACAGAGCUCCCGGUGAUGUCCCUGCUGCAGAAGACGCCGUCGUCUCCGAUCACCUGCCACGUGACGGGUUUCUACCCCUACAAAUCCGCCCUUUUCUGGAGGAAGGACGGCACGGAGCUCUACGAGGACGUGGAGAUGGGAGAGACCCUCCCCAACCACGACGGAACCUUCCAGAUGACGGCCCACCUGAAAGCGGAGCUGCAGGCCGACGCGGAGGACCGCUACGAAUGCGUCUUCCAGCUGUCCGGCGUCGAGGGCGACAUGGUGACCAAGCUGGACAGAAAACUCAUCCUGAGCAACGAGCGCGACCGAGAGGAAGAAGUCAGGAAGAUGACGCUGGCCGUGGCGGGCUCCGUCAUGCUCCUCGUUCUGCUGGCGUUGCUGCUUGUGGGGAUGGUCAAGCUUUACAAAAGCAGACAAGCCAAAUACACGGCAGCAUCCAUAGACGGCGAUUCCGAGCUCACUCCCCGGCCUCCUUCCGAGCCCGCUUCCGAACACGUUUCCAAGCCUGAGUCCGAACAUGUUUCCGAGCCCACUUCCCUCUGAGAUGCAGCCACCUUCACCUGGUGUUGGAAGACACCUGAGGUGUCUCCAUUCAAAGGCUUUCCUGUCAGACUUGGAUUUCAAAGCUGGGAAAAGAUCAGAGCUGUUCUUCAGAGAUGAUUUGCACACUGCUGUUAUUAUUAUUAUUUUUGCUGGCUUUGGUGUCUUGGAGAUUUGAUCGAGUUGUUUUCUUCUGUUUAUAUAUAAUUUAAUUUGUAAGAAAUCAGCAGUCUCAUCAUGAUAAGGAUCCGCCCCCCCAGGCUGAAAUGAAUUCCCAAAGUUACGCUUACUCGGCUGCUAUUUAGGCAGGGCGACUCGUCUUUGAGUCAAUGACAAAGAGAAGAGUCUCAAAAUAUCCAAAAGGCCAGCGUGACGCGGAAGAAAACUUCCAACGAAGAAGAGCCAGAAUUGCAAACGAUUCGACUCGCAAUCAGCUCGUGAGCGAUCAAAGUCGGUCUGAAGUUACCUGAGAGUCUUGUGACGGCAGAUGGCGGUGAGAAGUUUUUGCCAGUUUUUUCCACGAACACCUUUUCACCCUCAAACAUGCUGUUUUGCAAUAAACAUUUGACAUGUUUUUAAUCAAGAAAUCUUCAUCAUGGGCUCUUUUAGAUACUGGUAAGAAGUAAAGACGUGACAUUUAAAAUAAAGUCAUAUUGAUGCGCUUCCACGAGUAAAAUCAAGCAAUUUAUUUGUACAUGUUGAGACAUAAAAACAUCAUUUGUAUCACCUGAAUAAACAUUUCUUCCAGACGAGUAAUAGAAAUACAGGGAUUGAAUCAUCAGUAAAAAUCAACCUUCCCCUCCCCCAGUAACAUUUAUUUUUGUUCUCUUUAAUCGACAAACCCUUUUUUUUUUUUUUUGGUCAUUAAAAAAAUAUU